Messenger RNA from Vombatus ursinus (common wombat), 788 nucleotides. RefSeq names its product claudin 3 (gene CLDN3). Gene Ontology annotation, biological process: cell adhesion; bicellular tight junction assembly. Gene Ontology annotation, molecular function: structural molecule activity. Gene Ontology annotation, cellular component: bicellular tight junction; plasma membrane. Bases 86 to 751 code for a protein of 221 amino acids. The record is from RefSeq and is a predicted model, not a curated record. NCBI's taxonomy places the organism in Eukaryota, Metazoa, Chordata, Mammalia, Diprotodontia, Vombatidae. The transcript has a single exon.
CCAUCUCUACCAGGACUGCCCAGGGGACCCCAGCCAGCCCUUGCGCCCCUUCCCACGCCCCAGGGCCUCUGCUGCCGCCGCAGCCAUGUCUAUGGGCUUGGAAAUCGCCGGGUUGUCCCUGGCCGUGCUGGGCUGGGUGAGCACCAUCUUGUGCUGCGCGCUGCCCAUGUGGCGGGUGACGGCCUUCAUAGGCUCCAGCAUCGUGACGGCGCAGAUCGUCUGGGAGGGUCUGUGGAUGAACUGCGUGGUGCAGAGCACGGGCCAGAUGCAGUGCAAGAUGUACGACUCGCUGCUGGCCCUGCCCCAGGACCUGCAGGCGGCUCGCGCCAUGAUUGUCGUGGCCAUCCUGCUGGCCGCGCUCGCGCUCCUUGUGGCCAUGACGGGCGCGCAGUGCACCAACUGCGUGGAGGACGACACCGUCAAGGCCAAGAUCACCAUCGUGGCGGGCGUCGUCUUCCUGCUGGCCGGCCUGCUCGCGCUCAUCCCGGUGUCGUGGUCGGCCAACACCAUCAUCCGGGACUUCUACAACCCCGUGGUGCCCGAACCGCAGAAGCGGGAGAUGGGCGCCGGGCUCUACGUGGGCUGGGCGGCCUCGGCGCUGCAGCUGCUGGGCGGGGCGAUACUGUGCUGCUCCUGCCCACCCAAGGAGAAGAAGUACCCGCCCGCCAAGAUCCUCUACUCGGCCCCGCGCUCCACCGCCACCACCGCAGCCGGUAUGGGGUCCAACUACGACCGCAAAGACUACGUGUGAGUCCGCGCCCGCCAAGCCACGCCGUGGACCCCCGACG